AUGCAUCGGGCAGUGGACCCUGCAGGGGCCCGCGCUGCACGGGAAGCCUUUGCCCUUGGGGGCUUGAGCUGUGCUGGGGCCUGGAGCUCCUGCCCGCCCCAUCCCCCUCCUCGGAGCGCAUGGCUGCCUGGAGGCAGGUGCUCUGCCAGCAUCGGGCAGCCCCCACUCCCUGCUCCCCUACCUCCUUCACACGGCAGUAGCUCUGGCCACCCCAACAAACCGUAUUAUGCUCCAGGGACACCCACCCCAAGACCCCUCCAUGGGAAGCUGGAAUCCCUGCAUGGCUGUGUGCAGGCAUUGCUCCGGGAGCCGGCCCAGCCAGGGCUGUGGGAGCAGCUUGGGCAGCUGUACGAGUCAGAGCACGACAGUGAGGAGGCUAUACGCUGCUACCACAGCGCCCUUCGAUACGGAGGAAGCUUGGCUGAGCUGGGGCCCCGCGUCGGCCGACUACAGCAGGCCCAGCUCUGGAACUUUCAUGCCGGCUCCUGCCAGCACCGACCCAAGGUCCUGCCUCCCCUGGAGCAAGUGUGGAACUUGUUGCACCUUGAGCACAAACGGAACUAUGGGGCCAAGCGGGGGGGUCCCCCCGUGAAGCGAGCCGCCGAACCCCCGGUGGUGCAGCCUGUGCCUCCUGCAGCACUCUCAGGCCCCUCGGGGGAGGAGGGCCUCAGCCCUGGAGGCAAACGCAGGAGAGGCUGCAACUCUGAGCAGACUGGCCUUCCCCCAGGGCUGCCACUGCCUCCACCACCAUUACCCCCAGCCCCACCCCCGCCUGGCCUAGCCACCAGCCCUCCAUUCCAGCUGACCAAGCCAGGGCUGUGGAGUACCCCGCAUGGAGAUGCAUGGGGCCCCGAGCGCAAGGGUUCAGCACCCCCAGAGCGCCAGGAGCAGCGGCACUCGCUGCCUCACCCAUAUCCAUACCCAGCUCCAGCCUACCCUGUGCACCCCCCCGGCCACCGGCUGGUCCCGGCUGCACCCCCAGGCCCCCGCCCCCCAGGAGCAGAGAGCCAUGGCUGCCCGCUUGCCACCCGUCCCCCCGGAAGUGACCUUAGAGAGAGCAGAGUUCAGAGGUCGCGGAUGGACUCCAGCGUUUCACCAGCAGCAACCACCGCCUGCGUGCCUUACGCCCCUUCCCGGCCCCCUGGCCCCCCCGGCACCACCACCAGCAGCAGUAGCAGCAGCAGCAACCCUGGUCUCCGGGGCGUGGAGCUGAGCCCAGGCAUUCCCGGUGCUGACCAUUACCAAACUCCCGCGCUGGAGGUCUCCUCUCACCAAGGCCGCCUUGGGCCCUCAGCACACAGUAGUCGGAAACCAUUCCUGGCGGCUCCCGCUGCCACUCCCCACCUGUCCCUGCCACCCGGCCCCUCCUCACCUCCUCCCCCUCCUUGUCCCCGCCUCUUACGCCCUCCACCGCCCCCUGCCUGGCUGAAGGGCCCAGCCUGCCGAGCAGCCCGUGAGGAUGGAGAGAUCUUAGAUGAGCUCUUCUUCGGGGCUGAGGGACGCCCCCGCCCUCCCCCGCCACCCCUCCCCCACCGCGAGGGCUUCUUGGGACCUCCGGCCCCCCGCUUUUCUGUGGGCACUCAGGAUUCGCACACCCCUCCCGCUCCCCCAACCACCAGCAGCAGCAACAGUGGCAGCCACAGCAGCAGCCCUACUGGGCCUGUGUUCCCUACCCCUUCCUAUCUGGCCAGAAGUAUGGACCCCCUUCCCCGGCCCCCCAGCCCAACACUGAGCCCCCAGGACCCACCUCUUGCACCCCUGACUCUUGCCCUGCCUCCAGCCCCUCCCUCCUCUUGCCACCAGAAUACCUCAGGAAGCUUCAGGCACCCGGAGAGCCCUCAGCCCAGGGUCUCCUUCCCAAAGACCCCCGAGGGGGGGCCGGGGCCACCCCCAGGCCCCCUGAAUAAAGCCCCCCAGCCUGUGCCGCCCAGGGUUGGGGAGCUGCCUGCCCGAGGCCCUCGACUCUUUGAUUUCCCCCCUACCCCACUGGAGGACCAGUUUGAGGAGCCAGCUGAAUUCAAGAUCCUACCUGAUGGGCUGGCCAACAUCAUGAAGAUGCUGGAUGAAUCCAUUCGCAAGGAGGAGGAGCAGCAACGACACGAGGCAGGUGUGGUCCCCCCGCCUCCUCUGAAGGAGCCCUUUACAUCUCUGCAGCCUCCAUUCCCCACUGACACAGCCCCAGCCACCACUGCUGCCACCGCCGCCGCCGCCACCACCCCGGCCACCCAGGAAGAGGAGAAGAAGCCACCACCAGCCCUGCCACCACCGCCGCCUCUAGCCAAGUUCCCGCCACCACCCCAGCCACCGCCAACUGCGCGAGCCCCACCAGCCAGCCCGGCCAACUUGCUCAAGUCCUUGGCCUCCGUGCUGGAAGGACAAAAGUACUGUUACCGGGGGACUGGAGCAGCUGUUCCCACCCGGCCUGGGCCCUUGCCCACCACUCAGUAUUCCCCCAGUUCCUCUUCAGGUGCUACCGCCCCACCGCCCACCUCCGUGGCCCUGAGCGCCCAGGGCUCCCCACAGCCCUCCGCUUCCUCGUCAUCUCAGUUCUCUACCUCAGGCGGGCCCUGGGCCCGGGAGCGCAGGGCGGGCGAAGAGCCAGCCCCGGGCCCCAUGACCCCCGCCCCCCCGCCCCCACCCCUGCCGCUGCCCCCUGCUCGUUCUGAGUCUGAGGUGCUAGAAGAGAUAAGUCGGGCCUGUGAGACCCUUGUGGAGCGGGUGGGCCGGAGCACCGCAGACCCGGCCGACCCAGUGGACACGGGAGAUCGAGCGGACAGCGGGACUGAGCGACUGCAGCCCCCAGCUCAGGCCAAGGAGGAGAGCGGUGGGGUGGCGGCCACGGCACGACCGGGGAGCAGCAAGCGGCGGCAGAAGGAGCACCGGCGGCACCGGCGGGCCUGUAAGGACAGUGUGGGUCGGCGGCCCCGGGAGGGCAGGGCCAAGGCCAAGGCCAAGGCCCCCAAAGAAAAGAGCCGCCGAGUGCUGGGGAACCUGGACCUGCAGAGCGAGGAGAUCCAGGGUCGUGAGAAGGCCCGGCCGGAUCUGGGCGGGGCCUCCAAGGCCAAGCCGCCUGUAGCUCCGGGCCCUCCGCCAGCUCCUGCACCCUCUGUCCAGCCCACACCCCCGGCAGCCCCUGUCCCUGGGAAGAAGGCUCGGGAGGAAGCUCCGGGGCCACUGGGUGUCAGCCGGGCUGACAUGCUGAAGCUGCGCUCACUUAGUGAAGGGCCCCCCAAGGAGCUGAAGAUCCGGCUCAUCAAAGUAGAAAGUGGUGACAAGGAGACCUUCAUCGCCUCGGAGGUGGAAGAGAAUGCCAAGGUGAAAGGGAAGUUUCGAGAGUCCUACCUUUCCCCUGCCCAGUCUGUGAAACCGAAGAUCAACUCGGAGGAGAAGCUGCCCCGGGAAAAACUGAACCCGCCCACACCCAGCAUCUAUCUGGAGAGUAAACGGGAUGCCUUCUCGCCCGUGCUGCUGCAGUUCUGUACAGACCCUCGAAAUCCCAUCACCGUGAUCCGGGGCCUGGCAGGCUCCCUGCGGCUCAACUUGGGCCUCUUCUCCACCAAGACGCUGGUGGAGGCCAGUGGUGAGCACACGGUGGAGGUGCGCACCCAGGUGCAGCAGCCCUCAGAUGAGAACUGGGACCUGACAGGCACGCGACAGAUUUGGCCCUGCGAGAGCUCCCGUUCCCACACCACCAUUGCCAAGUACGCACAGUACCAGGCCUCAUCCUUCCAAGAGUCCCUGCAGGAGGAGAAGGAGAGUGAGGACGAGGAGUCCGAGGAGCCGGACAGCACCACGGGAACCCCUCCUAGCAGCGCACCGGAUCCGAAGAACCAUCACAUCAUCAAGUUUGGCACCAACAUCGACCUGUCCGAUGCCAAGCGGUGGAAGCCCCAGCUGCAGGAGCUGCUGAAGCUGCCCGCCUUCAUGCGGGUAACCUCCACGGGCAACAUGCUGAGCCACGUGGGCCACACCAUCCUGGGCAUGAACACAGUGCAGCUGUACAUGAAGGUCCCAGGCAGCCGAACGCCAGGCCAUCAAGAGAACAACAACUUCUGCUCGGUCAACAUCAACAUUGGCCCAGGAGACUGCGAGUGGUUCGCGGUGCACGAGCACUACUGGGAGACCAUCAGCGCUUUCUGCGACCGGCAUGGCGUGGACUACCUGACGGGUUCCUGGUGGCCAAUCCUGGAUGACCUCUAUGCUUCCAACAUCCCUGUGUACCGCUUCGUGCAGCGCCCCGGAGACCUUGUGUGGAUUAAUGCGGGGACCGUGCACUGGGUGCAGGCCACCGGCUGGUGCAACAACAUCGCCUGGAACGUGGGGCCCCUCACCGCCUAUCAGUACCAGCUGGCCCUGGAACGAUACGAGUGGAACGAGGUGAAGAACGUCAAAUCCAUCGUGCCCAUGAUUCACGUGUCCUGGAACGUGGCUCGCACGGUCAAAAUCAGCGACCCCGACUUGUUCAAGAUGAUCAAGUUCUGCCUCCUGCAGUCCAUGAAGCACUGCCAGGUGCAGCGGGAGAGCCUGGUGCGGGCCGGGAAGAAAAUCGCCUACCAGGGCCGGGUCAAGGACGAGCCCGCCUACUACUGCAACGAGUGCGACGUGGAGGUGUUCAACAUCCUGUUCGUGACGAGUGAGAACGGCAGCCGAAACACGUACCUGGUGCACUGCGAGGCCUGUGCGCGGCGCCGCAGCGCAGGCCUGCAGGGCGUGGUGGUGCUGGAGCAGUAUCGCACGGAGGAGCUGGCGCAGGCCUACGACGCCUUCACGCUGGCCCCGGCCAGCACGUCGCGAUGA
Molecule: messenger RNA, 4797 nt
Organism: Lipotes vexillifer (Yangtze River dolphin)
Lineage: Eukaryota; Metazoa; Chordata; Mammalia; Artiodactyla; Lipotidae
Gene: KDM6B
Product: lysine demethylase 6B
Biological process (GO): heart development; regulation of gene expression
Cellular component (GO): MLL3/4 complex
Molecular function (GO): histone H3K27me2/H3K27me3 demethylase activity; protein binding; chromatin DNA binding
Source: RefSeq, a predicted model, not a curated record